AUGACGGACAACAUGACGGACAACAUGACGGACAACAAGGAGGGCAACGAGACGGAGGGAGAGAAAGGAAGCGAAUGCCUGACUUUUCCCAAGAAACGAGCACAGCUGGGACCCUGCUUUGAGUUCUCGUGGGAGGAGGCCUUGCGUGUGCAGCUCGAGGCCCUCCGACAAAACAAUGUCCCCUACCCGGAUCACGGCGUCGAAGUAUUGUACCGGUUCGCGAACUUUGACCCCUUCGUUCGGGCCAAGUACUUUGGGCGCAGCCUGGACCUCGGGCAGUUUGAGCGUUUUCGCCGCGUAAUGCACUCGCCGUAUUAUGCGACCUUGCUGGACAACUCGGGAUGGGAGGUGUUGAGCACACUGCAGGUGGAGGAGGGCAUGUGGUGCGUCCGGCUGCUGGUCCACGACACGCACCGAUUGGAGCAGCGAACUUACUCUAUCACCAUGCUGCAGAGGCUUGGCGGCUGCUACGACGGCUACUGGUACACGGAUCGUUGGGUGUGCGAGAAUCAAGACGUACGGAAGCUGUGGGCUGACUAA
This is a messenger RNA of Volvox carteri f. nagariensis, 540 nucleotides long. RefSeq lists its product as uncharacterized. The transcript is spliced from 7 exons. NCBI's taxonomy places the organism in Eukaryota, Viridiplantae, Chlorophyta, Chlorophyceae, Chlamydomonadales, Volvocaceae. Bases 1 to 540 code for a protein of 179 amino acids. The record is from RefSeq and is a predicted model, not a curated record.